Messenger RNA from Echinops telfairi (small Madagascar hedgehog), 2471 nucleotides. RefSeq names its product transducin beta like 3 (gene TBL3). The record is from RefSeq and is a predicted model, not a curated record. Lineage: Eukaryota; Metazoa; Chordata; Mammalia; Afrosoricida; Tenrecidae. Gene Ontology annotation, biological process: endonucleolytic cleavage in 5'-ETS of tricistronic rRNA transcript (SSU-rRNA, 5.8S rRNA, LSU-rRNA); endonucleolytic cleavage to generate mature 5'-end of SSU-rRNA from (SSU-rRNA, 5.8S rRNA, LSU-rRNA). Gene Ontology annotation, cellular component: nucleolus; small-subunit processome; 90S preribosome. Bases 49 to 2457 code for a protein of 802 amino acids. The transcript is spliced from 22 exons. Gene Ontology annotation, molecular function: U3 snoRNA binding; protein binding.
UCUCUGGCGCAUCUCCGGCUGGCUGGCGACUCCCGCGGCGGGGACGACAUGGCGGAGGCCGCGGCCGGAGUGAGCCGCUUCAAGGCCAACUAUGCCGUCCAGCACAAGAUGGAGCCUUUCUACAAGGGCGGGAAGGUGCAGCUGGAUCAAGCCGGUCAGCACCUCUUCUGCAUGUGUGGCACCAGAGUCAGCGUGCUGGAGGUGGCCUCGGGGACUGUGCUGCGGAGCCUGGAGCAGGAGGACCAGGAGGACAUCACUGCCUUUGACCUCAGCCCCGAUGACCAGGUGCUCGUGACAGCCAGCCGGGCGCUACUGCUGGCCCAGUGGGCCUGGCGAGAGGGCAGCGUCACACGCCUGUGGAAGGCUGUGCACACAGCCCCUGUGGCCACCAUGGCCUUUGACCCCACCUCCACGCUGCUUGCCACAGGCGGCUGUGACGGGGCUGUGCGUGUCUGGGAUGUUGUGCGGCACUACGGGACACACCACCUGCGGGGCUCAACCGGCGUCGUGCACUUGGUGGCCUUCCACCCGGACCCCGCCCGCCUGCUGCUCUUCUCCUCCGCAGCCGACGCCACCAUCCGUGUGUGGUCCCUGCAGAGCCGGUCGUGCCUGGCCGUGCUGACCGCCCACUACAGUGCGGUCACCUCUCUGGUCUUCAGCGCUGAUGGCCACACUAUGCUCAGCUCUGGCCGAGACAAGAUCUGCAUCGUCUGGGACCUUCAGAGUCACCAGAGCACGAGGACAGUGCCCGUGUUCGAGAGCGUGGAGGCCGCGGUGCUGCUGCCAGACAAGCCCAUGCCUGAGCUGGGCGUGAAGUCCCCAGGCCUUCACUUCCUGACAGCCGGCAGCCAAGGUUUACUGCGAGUGUGGGAGGCAGCAUCCGGAAAGUGUGUGUAUUCGGAGCCCCGGCCGCCUGGUCCCGGGAGGGAGCUGACCCACUGUGCCCUGGCCCCGGCCUCCGGUCUGCUGCUCAGCGUCACUGCCGACCACCACGUGCUGCUCUAUGAGGCUCAUUCACUGCAGCUGCGCAAACAGUUUGCUGGCUACACAGAGGAGGUGCUGGACGUCCGGUUCCUGGGCCCCGAGGACUCACACAUCGUGGUGGCUUCCAACAGCCCCUGUCUGAAGGUGUUUGAGCUGCAGACGUCAGCCUGCCAGAUCCUGCAUGGCCACACAGAUAUCGUCCUCGCCCUGGACGUGUUCCGCAAGGGCUGGCUCUUUGCCAGCUGUGCCAAGGACCAGAGCAUCCGCCUCUGGAGGAUGAACAAGGCCGGUCAGGUGGCCUGCGUGGCCCAGGGCUCUGGGCACACACACAGCGUGGGCACCGUCUGCUGCUCCAGACUGAAGGAGUCCUUCCUCGUAACUGGCAGCCAAGACUGCACAGUGAAGCUGUGGCCGCUCCCCGAAGUCCUGCUGUCCAAGAGUUCAGCCCCCAGCGGGAGCCCCAUCCUGCUCCAGGCUCAGGCCACACAGCGUUGCCACGACAAGGACAUAAACAGUGUGGCCAUUGCCCCCAACGACAAGCUGCUGGCCACAGGCUCCCAAGACCGCACGGCCAAGCUCUGGGCGCUGCCACAGUGCCAGCUGCUGGGUGUCUUCUCGGGCCACCGGCGUGGCCUCUGGUGUGUACAGUUCUCACCUAUGGACCAGGUGCUGGCCACGGCCUCGGCCGAUGGCACCAUCAAGCUGUGGGCCUUGCAGGACUUCAGCUGCCUCAAGACAUUCGAGGGGCAUGACGCCUCUGUGCUGAAGGCGGCCUUCGUGAGCCGGGGCACACAACUGCUAUCCAGCGGCUCCGACGGGCUUGUGAAGCUCUGGACCAUCAAGAGCAACGAGUGCGUGCGGACGCUGGACGCCCACGAAGACAAGGUCUGGGGGCUGCACUGCAGCCGGCUGGACGACCGGGCGCUCACGGGGGGCAGCGACUCCCGAGUCAUCCUCUGGAAGGACGUGACGGAGGAGGAGCAGGUGCAAGAGCAGGCCAAGCUCGAGGAACAGGUGGUCAAGCAGCAGGAACUGGACAACCUGCUCCAUGAGCGGCGCUUCCUGCGUGCCCUGGGCCUGGCCAUCUCCCUGGACCGUCCCCACACCGUGCUGACCGUCAUCCAGGCCAUCCGCCGGGACCCUGAAGCCUGCGAACAGCUGGAGAACACGGUGCUCAGGCUGCGGCGUGACCAGAAAGAGGCCUUGCUGCGUUUCUGUGUCACCUGGAACACCAACUCCCGACACUGCCACGAGGCACAGGCCGUGCUGGGCGUGCUGCUGCGGCACGAGCCCCCCGAGGAGCUGCUGGCCUACGAGGGCGUGCAAGCCGCUCUGGAGGCCCUGCUGCCCUACACUGAGCGGCAUUUCCAGCGGCUCAGCCGGACUCUCCAACAAGCCACCUUCCUGGACUUCCUGUGGCACAACAUGAAGCUGUCCCCUCUCCCCGCCCCCCAACCCUCAGAGACCACAUAAAGGGUUACUCCCCA